UCGCCUUGAUUUCCAUGGAAGCAGCUUAUGAAGGAUGCCUCCAGAUAUUCACAAUUUGACAAGUCUCCGGGUAUUGACACACUUCAUUGUUUCCGAGACCGGGCCAAGACUCGGACAUUUAGCUGGACUCUCCAAUCUCCAACGUCUGGAUAUUUCAAACUUGCAAAACGUGGGACAUUCUAAGGAUGCUUCAGAUGCCAAACUGAGAGAGAAGAAGGGCCUUGCUGUUCUUCGGCUUUCAUGGGACCAUUAUCUCAGUCGGAAAGGGAAUGAAAUGGAAGUGCUCGAGAAUCUAGAACCACACCAAGACUUGAAAAUCUUAGUAGUUGAUUCUUAUCACGGUUCAAGAUUCCCGAAAUGGUUGGGGGACCCAUCUUACUCGUCUCUACAGAAUCUGCAUCUCUAUGACUGUGAAAACUGCGACUCAUUGCCGACACUGGGACUGCUGCCGACUCUUAGGGAGCUCUCUAUUGGAGGGUUCACAAAAGUAAGUUCUGUAGGCCCUGAGUUCUACGGGGAGAUGACUGCUUCGCAGAAGCCGUUUCAAUCUUUAAAGGUUUUACAGUUUAUGCAUAUGCCUGAAUGGAAAGAAUGGAACAUAGUCCAAGGUAUCGAGUUCCCACAUCUGGUUAAUCUUUGUAUAAUUGGGUGUCCCAAGCUAGUGGGAGAUUUGCCUAAGCAACUUCCUUCUUUAAACAAGUUGGAGAUCAUUGAAUGUACUCGCCUUGUGGCUCCGUGUCUGAAUGUUCCCAAUACUUGUGAAGUGAUUCUACACAAAAGCCAUGUAACCGUAAUUAGAAAAAGCCACCUAGAUACAGAUACAGUUUCACAAAUCACACCAAAACCCAACAACUCUGGUUUUCGAGGCAGAUCCGUAUUAAACAGAUCUCUUCUUGGUUUUUCUUCAGAUACAGCAAGCUCCCCAGAGCCAAAAGAGACUUCCUCAGUCAUGCAUAGUCAUCAAGUUGAUGCUAAACCAGACUCAAAAUCUUCAAUGGCUAAAGCUGAUAUUCCAAUCACCACUCAAGCAGCUGUCAUUCCUUCCACAACAGCUCCUUUGUCCAAUGAAGAAGCAGGUGAAGUACUAAACGUUUCAACUGUAUCACAAUUGAAGUCAUUGCCGCCCAGGCUGCACACCCUGAAAAUUGAAGGGUGCGAGUCCUUGGAGGCCAUACCCAACGAUAUACUAGCAAGAUUAACUGCUCUUAAGGAGUUGUAUAUCAUCAAUUGUGGUUCUCUUACAUCCCUCCCUUCCCUUGGUUCUGUCACAGCACUUUACAUACGUAACUGCAGAAGAUUGCAAAAUCUGUCAUCUUCUGAAUCAGGAAAGCAGCUUGCCUUUCUCCACCAUUUGUCCAUUGGGAGUAAUUGUGAUUCUCUCGCUACUUUGCCCUUGAACCUCUUCUGGCAACUCAAAACUCUCUGCAUAUGGGAUUGCCCCAAUCUUCAAUCUUUCCAUUUAAGUGGAGAGGCUAGAUGUGAUCUUACAUCUCUCGAGUCACUGGAGAUUAGAGAUUGCCCAAGGUUGAAAUCUUUCCCAGAGAAAGGGCUGCAUGCUCCAAGUCUAGUAUCUCUUUUACUUUCCAAUUGCGAGUCUCUUGAAAAACUGCCCAAUGCUAUGGACUCUCUUACAUCUCUCAAGUCAUUAUUUUUACAUAGAUGUCCACGGGUUGAAUCUUUCCCACCUGGGGGUUUGUCUUCAAGUUUAGUUUUUCUCUCAAUAGCAUCUUGUGAAAAACUUUGGCCAAGAAAGGAUUGGGGGCUAAAUAAUCUCAAAUAUCUCAGUAGAUUUGAGCUCGAAGGUGGAUGCAUCGGCAUGGAGUCAUUUCCAGAGGAGAACUUGCUUCCUUUCAAUCUUGAUUCUCUGUCUCUAAGUACGCUGAAGCAUCUCAAAAAGCUGGACAACAAGGGGUUUCAACACUUGAAUUCUCUUCGGUCACUUGAAAUCCGUUGCUGUGAAAUGCUUCAAUCCUUGUUUGAUGAAGGGUUCCCUUCUUCCCUGGAGCAUCUUUGUGUCCAAGAAUGUUCCUUGUUGACUCCAAGACUUAAAUCCUUGAGUGGGGCCGAAUUGCACAAGAUGGCUCAUAUCCAACACAUCCAAAUUGAUGGCCAAAUACUCUACUGAGGUCGGAAGCACCUACUAGCCGAUACAGCAAAAAUAGACAAAAUGUUUAUGUAAUCUGUAUCUGCUUAGAUAAGCAUAUGUUGAUUCAAAAAGUGCCUAUGUUGAUCUAAUAAUAAUGAGACAGCUUUAACUAUAUGUUCUGUUUCUUGUCUUGGCUAUAUGUUCAUUUGAGGUUAAGACAUUAGGAGUUUGGUAGUUGGUGGAUAUCCCAUAGACAUUGCUGAUGUAGGAGGCCCAUAGUUGGACCCAAUCUUUUCAUAUCAAUGCAAUUUCUUAUCUUAGUGCAAAAAAAA
Molecule: messenger RNA, 2418 nt
Organism: Arachis ipaensis
Lineage: Eukaryota; Viridiplantae; Streptophyta; Magnoliopsida; Fabales; Fabaceae
Product: putative disease resistance protein At3g14460
Source: RefSeq, a predicted model, not a curated record